Molecule: messenger RNA, 1620 nt
Organism: Malassezia japonica
Lineage: Eukaryota; Fungi; Basidiomycota; Malasseziomycetes; Malasseziales; Malasseziaceae
Gene: ADE4
Product: amidophosphoribosyltransferase
Exons: 2
Coding region: 1-1620 (539 amino acids)
Biological process (GO): purine nucleobase biosynthetic process; purine nucleotide biosynthetic process
Cellular component (GO): cytoplasm
Molecular function (GO): amidophosphoribosyltransferase activity
Source: RefSeq, a predicted model, not a curated record
AUGUGUGGGAUUAUUGCGAUCCUGCAGCAGCAGGGCCACGCAGCCAGCGAGAUCCACGAGGGACUCGGACUUUUGCAGCACCGCGGACAGGAUGCGGCGGGUAUUGUGACGUGCGGCAAAGGCGGCCGCUUCUACCAGUGCAAGGCGAACGGGAUGGUGCGCGACGUUUUCGAGCCGCACAACCUCGCGAACCUGCACGGCUCGAUGGGUGUCGGUCAUGUUCGUUACCCCACCGCCGGCUCGUUUGCGCACUCCGAGGCGCAGCCCUUCUAUGUGAACAGCCCGUAUGGCAUUGUGUUUGCGCACAAUGGCAACACGGUGAACCAAGACGACCUCCGCCGCACGCUCGACACCGAGGCGCACCGCCACAUUAACACGGACUCGGACUCGGAGCUGCUGCUGAACGUCUUUGCGUACCACCUGCAAAGCACCGGCAAGUUCCGCAUCAACGAGGAGGAUAUCUUUACCGCCGUGCAGGGUCUGAUGAAGGAGGCCGUCGGUGGCUACGCCUGUGUGGCAAUGAUCGCCGGCUUUGGCAUUAUCGCAUUCCGGGACCCCCACGGCAUCCGCCCGCUCGGCAUGAGCACGCGCAAGUCGGAGACGCCCGCGCCGAACGGCCACGGCCUCGACUACUGCUUCGCGAGCGAGAGCGUGGUCGGCGACGCGCUCAACUUUGAGCACUUUGAGGACGUGCGUCCGGGCGAGGCGAUUAUCGUCACCAAGACGGCCAUGACGCGCCGCAUUCUGCACUCGGCCCCCGCGCCCAACACCUUUACGCCGGACAUUUUCGAGUACGUGUACUUUGCGCGCCCCGACAGCGUGAUCGACGGGGUGAGCGUGUACCGCAGCCGCAUGGCGAUGGGCGACAGCCUUGCGGAGCAGGUUAAGCGUGAGCUGAUCGACCAAGGCGAGGAAGUCGACGUGGUGAUUCCGGUGCCGGACACGUCGCGCGUCGCCGCGCUGCAGCUCGCGCAGCGUCUCACCAUCCCCUACCGCGAGGGCUUUGUGAAGAACCGCUACGUGGGCCGCACCUUUAUCAUGCCCGGCCAGAGCGUGCGCCGGAAAAAUGUGCGCCGGAAGCUGAACGCAAUGGCGCUCGAGUUUGCGGGCAAGAGCGUGCUGCUCGUCGACGACUCGAUUGUGCGCGGCACGACCUCGCUCGAGAUUAUCCAAAUGGCGCGCGACGCGGGCGCGAAAAAGGUCUUUAUGGCGAGUUGCGCGCCGCCGAUCCGCUUCUCGAACGUGUACGGUAUCGACAUGCCGAGCCGCAACGAGCUUGUGGCGCAUAACCGCUCGAUCCAGGAGGUGGCGGACACCAUCCAGGCCGACGCGGUGGUCUACCAGCCGCUCGACGAGCUGAUCAAGAGCGUCCAGAGCCUGAACCCCAAGCUCACCAAGUUUGACUGCUCCAUCUUUGACGGCGAGUACGUCACGGGCGGCGUCGACGAGGCCUACCUCAGCCGCCUCGAGAGCGCGCGCGCAGACAACAACAAGGCCAAGAAGGCCGCGCAAAACGUGGGCAGUGCCGCCGUCGCCGCCGAGACCGAGGCGCAGGUGUCGUGCAGCGGCCCGAUGAACGGCGCGGAGGAUAUCGGCCUGUACAAUGGCUGGACACGCUAG